This is a messenger RNA of Rhipicephalus sanguineus (brown dog tick), 3399 nucleotides long. RefSeq names its product UDP-N-acetylglucosamine--peptide N-acetylglucosaminyltransferase 110 kDa subunit (gene sxc). The record is from RefSeq and is a predicted model, not a curated record. Gene Ontology annotation, biological process: protein O-linked glycosylation. The transcript has 10 exons. NCBI's taxonomy places the organism in Eukaryota, Metazoa, Arthropoda, Arachnida, Ixodida, Ixodidae. Gene Ontology annotation, molecular function: protein N-acetylglucosaminyltransferase activity; protein binding. Bases 177 to 3239 code for a protein of 1020 amino acids.
AAGUAACGAAGGGUCGUGCCUUUUCUUUUUUUAUUUUUUUUUUCGCCCCUCUUUCGUGACGUUGCAUUGUGAGGCCUUGCUUUUUGUUGGCGUCGCACCAAAUAACCUGGCUGCGGUUUCGCGUGCUGCUUCCUCUGAUAGGACUGAAGUGGCACGAGGCGACCGGGGCCGGUGAGAUGGCGACCACGGCUGCGGCAUUCCAGAGCCUGGCCGAGCUGGCUCACCGGGAAUACCAAGCGGGAGACUAUGAGAACGCCGAGCGCCACUGCAUGCAACUGUGGCGACAGGAUCCCUCAAACACUGGCGUGCUCUUGCUCCUGAGUUCUAUACACUUCCAGUGCCGCCGACUGGACAAGUCGGCCAACUUCUCAACACUGGCCAUCAAGCAGAAUCCUUUGCUGGCCGAGGCCUAUUCAAACCUCGGCAACGUCUACAAGGAACGAGGCCAGCUGUCCGAUGCAUUGGAAAACUACCGGCAUGCUGUGCGUCUGAAGCCAGACUUCAUCGACGGCUACAUCAACCUGGCGGCAGCUCUGGUCGCCGCUGGUGACAUGGAGCAGGCAGUGCAAGCCUAUGUGUCUGCACUUCAGUAUAACCCAGAUUUGUACUGCGUUCGCAGUGAUCUGGGGAACUUGCUGAAAGCCUUAGGUAGACUAGACGAAGCCAAGGCCUGCUACCUAAAGGCCAUCGAGACUUGUCCAACAUUUGCCGUGGCCUGGAGCAAUCUAGGUUGCGUGUUCAAUGCCCAAGGGGAGAUAUGGCUGGCCAUUCAUCAUUUUGAAAAGGCAGUGGCCUUAGACCCGAACUUCCUUGAUGCCUACAUCAACCUGGGUAAUGUGCUGAAGGAAGCCCGCAUUUUUGAUCGAGCUGUGGCAGCCUACCUGCGGGCAUUGAACCUCAGCCCCAACAAUGCUGUGGUGCACGGAAAUCUGGCUUGUGUUUACUAUGAGCAAGGGCUCAUCGACCUGGCUGUGGACACAUACAGGCGUGCCAUCGACCUGCAGCCAAACUUUCCCGAUGCGUACUGCAAUCUUGCCAACGCACUUAAGGAAAAGAGCCAGGUGACGGAGGCAGAAGACUGCUACCAGACGGCCCUUCGUCUGUGCCCCACUCAUGCUGACUCACUCAACAACCUUGCAAACAUUAAGAGGGAACAAGGUUUCGUAGAGGAAGCCACUCGUCUCUACCUCAAGGCACUGGAGGUGUUCCCGGAGUUUGCGGCGGCCCAUUCCAACCUGGCAAGUGUGCUGCAGCAGCAGGGAAAGCUGGCGGAGGCUCUGCUUCAUUACCGCGAGGCUAUUCGCAUCUCUCCAACAUUUGCCGACGCUUACUCAAACAUGGGAAACACCCUCAAGGAAAUGGGCGAUGUUCAGGGCGCUCUUCAAUGCUACUCUCGUGCAAUCCAGAUCAACCCUGCCUUUGCCGACGCCCACUCCAAUCUCGCAUCCAUUCACAAGGAUUCGGGCAACAUCCCAGAGGCGAUCGCCUCCUACCGCACUGCACUGAAGUUGAAACCAGAGUUCCCGGAUGCCUAUUGUAAUUUGGCUCACUGCCUGCAGAUUGUGUGCGACUGGACGGAUUACGAGGGCCGCAUGAAGAAGCUGGUCGCCAUUGUCGCGGAUCAACUCGAGAAGAACCGCCUCCCCUCUGUGCACCCACACCAUUCCAUGCUGUACCCACUGUCGCACGAGUUCCGCAAGGCCAUCGCCGCUCGCCAUGCCAACCUGUGCCUUGAGAAGAUCCAGGUACUGCACAGGGCUCCAUACCAGCAUCCUCGGCAGCGGCAGGGAAGGCUCCGCAUUGGCUAUGUCAGCUCUGACUUCGGCAACCACCCCACGUCCCACCUCAUGCAGAGUGUCCCGGGCUUCCACGACAAGACUCGUGUGGAGGUCUUCUGCUAUGCUCUCAGUCCUGAUGACGGCACAAGCUUUCGCUCCAAAAUAGCCACCGAGGCUGAGCACUUUAUAGACUUGUCACAGAUACCUUGCAACGGGAAGGCGGCCGACCGCAUACAUGCCGACGGCAUUCACAUCCUGGUCAACAUGAACGGCUACACCAAGGGCGCACGCAACGAGAUCUUUGCACUCCGUCCGGCUCCCGUGCAGGCAAUGUGGCUCGGCUACCCUGGCACCAGCGGAGCUCCCUUCAUGGACUACCUGGUCACGGAUCGCAUCACCUCACCGCCGCACCUAACUAGUCAGUAUUCCGAGAAGCUGGCCUACAUGCCACACACCUUUUUCGUUGGCGACCACCGCAACAUGUUCCCCCAUCUUAUGGAGCGUGCCAUCAUUGAAUCUCGCGAGUCUCGGCUCAAGGGAAAUGGCGAGGUGCCGGACAAUGUGUCCAUCGUGAAUGCAACAGAUUUGUCUCCCAUUAUCGACAAGGCAGAGGUGAAGAAGAUCCGUGAAGUUGCUGCCGCCGAGCAGGGAGAACGUGUGGAAGUGGUCAAGACCGUCAUUGAACUCCCAACCACAGUCCAGGCUAUGAUUAGUUCCGGCCAAGUGCAGGCUCAGGUGAAUGGUGUGCUGGUGCACAACGGCCUGGCGAGCACCCAAGUGAACACACGGGCAGCUACCGGAGAGGAGGCUCCGCGGGCCAUCUUGGUCACCUGCCGGCAGCAGUACGGCCUUCCCGAAGAUGCAGUGGUGUACUGCAACUUCAACCAGCUGUACAAGUUGGACCCAGCCACGCUGCGCAUGUGGGUGAACAUCUUGCAGCGCGUGCCCAACAGCGUCCUCUGGCUGCUGCGUUUUCCCGCUGUGGGCGAGGCGCAUGUGCAGGCCUGGGCACAGGCUGAGGGGCUCACACAGCCGGGUCGCAUCAUCUUCUCCAACGUGGCUGCCAAGGAGGAGCAUGUGCGUCGAGGCCAACUGGCGGAUGUGUGCCUCGACACGCCGCUCUGCAACGGCCACACGACGGGAAUGGAUGUGCUCUGGGCUGGCACACCUGUUGUCACAUGGCCGGGGGAGACCCUGGCAUCACGUGUGGCUGCCUCUCAGCUCCACUGCCUGGGAGUGCCCGAGCUGGUGGCGCGCUCUCGUCGAGAGUACCAAGACAUCGCUGUACGGCUAGGGACCGAUCGAGACUACCUCAAAGCCAUUCGAGCGAAGGUGUGGGCUGCCCGUAUGGAGAGUCCCCUGUUCAACGUGCGCACCUACACAUCAAACUUGGAGAACCUGUUCCUCAAGAUGUGGGCCAACUAUGAAGAAAACAAGCCACUAGACCACAUAAUGGAUUGAGAGCAAGCAGCAUUUUGACACCAGAAGGCCACCAGCGCAACACACCGUACAGUGGCAACGUUGUGACCAUCACUUCAGAGCAUUGUAAAUAAACAUUGAGGGCAGGCUGCCUAGCAGACAAGUUAUAUUAAUCUUGCUAGGCUUCAGUUGGAAAUAAAAG